AUGAAAUUACGCCCACCGCAGUUCAUACCUGAUAAACCUGAACUGUGGCUUGCAAUGCUUGAUCUGACUUUCCAGCAUCAUGGCAUUGUAAACGAAGAGACAAAAUUUAUGAUCGCCGUUAGUGCGCCUGACAAUAAAACAGCAACGAUCAGCUCAGAUAUAAUACUUCAGCCGCCCGCCACGCAAAAGUAUACGCGUUUUAAGCAGUUACUCACUGAGCGACUACGUCGGCCGGUGGAACAACGUAUCCAGCAAGUAUUGCACGGUGAAAAGAGAGGACACAAGUCACCUUCGGAAUUUUGGCGUCAACAGCGAAGUUUAGUCAACGACACCGAGUUGCCAGAUACGACACUGCAACAUGUAUGGCGUGUGCAGUUGCCAGAGGCAGUUAUAACGGCUGUGGCGCUCUCAGACGCACAAGGUAUCUCGUCGUUGAUCUCAUUAGCCGACAAGGUCUACACCUCGUUAGACGCAGCGCAUACGUCGACGGUGAUGUUCGGACACAACAGUACAGACUCACAGGAAACGGCGGCGAUACAACGACGCCAACAGCCGUACCUUUCUCAACAACUGGAUAACCUACGAAAACAACUUGACGGAUUGAAGCAGCACAUAUCGACGUUGCUCGGAGGCAAGACAGGCACAAACAAGAAGAGCAAGGAAGAUGACAUUGUGUCUAAGGAGCGUAUCUGCUGGUACCAUCGACGAUUCGGAAGCGAGGCGACGCGUUGCACAUCACCCUGCAAUUACCCAAAUGGCGACAGCGGCCGGCGUUAG
Molecule: messenger RNA, 777 nt
Organism: Schistocerca serialis cubense
Lineage: Eukaryota; Metazoa; Arthropoda; Insecta; Orthoptera; Acrididae
Exons: 1
Coding region: 1-777 (258 amino acids)
Source: RefSeq, a predicted model, not a curated record